Nicotiana tabacum (common tobacco) is the source of this 2826-nucleotide messenger RNA. NCBI's taxonomy places the organism in Eukaryota, Viridiplantae, Streptophyta, Magnoliopsida, Solanales, Solanaceae. The record is from RefSeq and is a predicted model, not a curated record.
AGAGCAGUCAAUGUGGAAAAAGAGGGGAAAAAAUAGUGUAGUGAAUAGUAACUACAGAAUCAAUAUACGAAAAUCGAAAUGGUAAAAUAGCAAUUGCAAUUCCGAUUUUAACUAAAAGAUGUUUGACCCAUAUAAAGGAAAAGUUUGAUUUUUGAUGCUACAAUGGUGCUUUCUUGAAAUUUUAUGUAAUGGAUUACUACUUACUAGGCGAUUCUAUGAUUCUCUUGGAGAAAACCAAGUCAAAUGGGUUGGCAUUGAAUCAAGGGAGGAGAUGGCAGCUGACAUUUUAGCGUCAGGCGGCGGCAUGUGGAGAACUUCUUUCCCAAUGUUCUCAGGUAGGUUUUGCUUCUUUUGUAUUUCUUUUUCUUGUUAAUAGGAAAAGUAGUAGACUAGUAGCACCAAAUAAGAAAAUAAGAAUCAAAGUUGGGAAUAUCUCUGACCUUUGGUAAAGUUUUACUGUAAAUUGUAUAUUUUGAACCUAAAUACAAUGUUCUGAAGAAGAAAUAUGAACGUGCAUAAGUUUUUUUUGUAUUUGUUUCUUUUAGAUAGGAAAAUAACAGUAUUGAGAUUUACUAUCUUGAAAGCAGAAAGCUUGAAAGGUUUAAUUAAGCCGAAAGUUUGAAAUCUCUAAUUCCAUAACUUUUUGCCACUUAUGGAGAAGGCUUUGCACACAUUAUAAAGUAGGCUUGUAAAAUCACCAAAGGAGCAAAUUCUUUCCUAGAUAAUCCCAUAUCCAAUUGAGAUAUCUCAUUUGUAUGCUGAUGUUUCUUUCCAUAAGGAAUUUCCUUCCUCAAGCUUUCUCUCAAUUUUAUAACCUGAUUAAUGUUAGUGCUGAUUUUGCUGGUUAGGUCCGUAAUGAAGUGCUAUUAGCAUGUAUUUGGAGUGUAUGCCAUAUAUUUAUUACAAGUUCUUGAAAUUUUAUGGGUUGAGGAAGAAAAUCCCAUUUUCCCAUUUGCUGCAUUUCAACUUUAUGUUCAGCAUCCAGGUCCCAAUUGAUAGAUUUGACUUAGUAAUUACCUUGUAGCAUGACUAUUAAUCCUUUAAAUCCUUAAAGAAAGGAACAGCCCAUGACCCACCUGAUAACCAUUUUCUAGAUAUCUGAAAAAUCGAACUACUUUAAACUCCAGUAAGGGUGGCUCUGUCUCAAAUAUUGCUAUCAAGAGAGUUGGUGCUCUUUGAUUAGUGUAACUUAGUUGCUUUUGUCAUCUUAGUUUUGUUUAUCUUGAUAUUUUUCUUAUUAACAUUAUGUGUUACCAAUUGAUGCCUGAGACAAGUGCUUGCUAGUCUAACUAGCUACUCAAUGAGGGAAAAUGACGUUAUCACAUUAGGAAAUUACACAAUCCUUCCACACUUUUUGUUGAAGAUGCUCAAGAAUAACUUGGACAGUAGAGAAUUGCACAAUCCUUCAAUAACUCCUCAUGAAGAUGCUUAAGAACAACUUGCUCUCCUGGGGGUGGGAGAAGGAGCUACGGCAUAGUGUUUCUGCUAUUUAAAGCCCCUUCUUCCCCAAAUAUUAUCAAUCUGGUGAAGACAUCGAUUGGAACGUUUCGUCAAUGGAAUUCCCAAAAUCCUCAUCAGCUCUAUCAUCAGAAAUGCAAAAGUCGGUUGCUAUCCAUAGCUGCUUGCCAAGUAACAACAAAACUCAGCAGGAUGAAGAUAAAAGGGAGCCUUGUUUCAUGCAUUUGCUAAGAGCAAAGCUCCUCUGUUUCUGGAAACAACAAGUCGAAGAAAUUCUUCAAGCUUCAGAGCUAAAGAGAAAACAAGAGCUGCCCCUUGCAAGGAUCAGGCGCGUAAUUAAGUCAAACGAUCAAGUAAAGAUGGUUAGCGCACAUGCUAUCGUUUUAUUUGCAAAAGCAACUGAGAUGUUCAUUCUUGAACUCACACUUCGUGCGUGGAUGCAAGCUGAACAAGUCAAACGUCGAACUCUGAAGCGUUAUGACAUUGCUAGGGCCAUAAGGAAUGAAGAACUUCUUGAUUUCCUGUGUGAUAUCGUCCCACUGCAGUCCUAUAAGUUUCAGGUGGAAGAGGCAAAUUAUGGCCAAGGAAAUGAAUUUCACCCGGCUUAUCAAAUGGUUCAGCCUAUUAACUUUCCAAAUCUGCAGUACCAAUUUCAGGUGGAAGAGGAGGCAAAUGAUGGCCAAGGAAAUGAAUUUCACCCGGCUUAUGAAAUGCUUCAGCUUCAGCCUAAUAACAUUCCGCUACAGUACCAGUUUCAGGUGGAAGAGGAGGCCCUUGAUGUCCGAGGAAAUGAAUUUCAUCAGGCUUAUCAAAUGGUUCAGCCCAAUAACAUUCUGCUGCAGCAGCAGAACCAAUUUCAGGUAGAAGAGUUGGCAAAUGACGGCCAGGGAAAUGAAUUUCUCGUAGCUUAUCAAAUGGUUCAGCCUAAUGAUGUUCCAUACCAAUUUCAGGUGGAAGAGGAGGCAAAUGGUGGCCAAGGAAAUCAAUUUCACCCGGCUUAUCAAAUGGUUCAGCCUAAUAGCAUUCCGGCUUCUUUCACCAGCAUCCAAGGAAUUCCAGCGCCACUGAUGCUACCACCUGCGAUUAAUUCAUCUGCUGAAGCCAAGUUUACCAAUGAUGGAUUUGCAUUGGACAAUAAGGAGGGACUUUAAAGUGGGAGUUAAUUAAUUUCUGUUUCUUUAGUUAUCAUUUUCCUUUGUUGUUGUUUAGCCUUUUCAAUAGGCCAUCCUUUAGACUUGUUUUAAUUGGCCUAAGAAAAAUAUGUGUCCCCUAUACUGCUGAAAGAAUGCAGUUUAUGUUUGUGUUAAACAGUAUAAACCCCGCUUUUGUUAAAUGUUUUUAAUAAUACCUGUGCUUAUUUCGUGAUGA